This is a messenger RNA of Xyrichtys novacula (pearly razorfish), 8223 nucleotides long. Lineage: Eukaryota; Metazoa; Chordata; Actinopteri; Labriformes; Labridae. The record is from the annotation of a GenBank genome assembly.
GUGUGUGUGUGUGUGUGUGUGUGGCUCGAGCUCCAGCCAGACAGACGCCAGUGGAGUUGUGUGAGCGCGAGCCCCCUCCACUCUGUGAGCACUGAGUCCGUUCUCAGGCUGCACGCGCUGAUCUGAUCCAGGACCAGCACCGGGAGACCGGGAACUGUCUCUGGACCAGUACCACUGCAUUGAGGACCGAACGUGCUGGGAUCAGAUUAGAGGAUUGAACGAUUAUUGUUUAUGACAACUUCAUUUUAAAAAGUGAUCUGGACAUCUUGCUACUGAGAGGAGAGCUCGAGUACCGGCACAGAGACCAUCAUCAUCAUUAUCAUCAUCAUCAUCAUCUUUAUCAUCAUUAUCAUCAUCAACAACAACAACAACUACAACAACCUUAUGAAGAAUCAUCACGCUGCUAUACUUGUCACAGGACUGUCAGGUGGAGAGAAACACUUACUACUGAACUCUGUGUGUAUGCGCGCGCGCGUGUGUACGUGCGUGUGUACGUGUUCAUGUGUAAGUGUGCUUAUGUUUGCAGAGAGUCUGUGUGAAACGGGGUGACAAUCUGAUUCAGAUCAGUGUGUUUCUCAGAGUGUCUAAACUUUUCUGUCCAUUCUUCUGCAGAGCAGCUGCAGCUCUGCAGCCGGCCUGUACUCACUUUGUGUGUGUGUGUGUGUGUGUGUGUGUGUGUGUGUGUGCGGGUUAUUCACAGAGCUGCUAUGCAGACUGAGUGGAGCCACAGUCAGACAGCCUCACUGUGAGCUCAGAGAGAAACUCACAGCUGACACAGCUCUGCAGGGACGGACAGCAGAUGUUUCUCUGCUCUCAGAGCUGAACCAGACUGAAGUGGACUGAAGAGUACAGUGUGGACUAAAGAGGAUUGAAGUGGACUUUGUGGAAUGAAGGAUCCUGUGUGGACUGAUGUGGAUUAUUCAGUUGUGCAGACUGACUGGAGCCACAGUGACACAAAUCCUACCAGAGUGAACAGUCAGUUUGUUCAGGUGUUUGAUUGACCUCUUCAUCACAAUCUCCUGCACAGACCUGUACCUGGACUUUAGCUCAGUCUGAAUCUUCUGACUUGCUGAGGGUGAUGGACCUGAUGUUUCCAGCAGGUGAAGGGUUGGACAGGUGACAGAGACUGCUGUUUUUGCUGCUUGUAGCCUCUGCUUGUUCUUAGUUUGAUCCUUGCAGACGUCAGAAAACAUGAAGAAUCCUCAUCAGGUCACUAACACCUGGACCAGGUCCAUCAGCAAAGACCCGGUUCUGGUCCCCAGCAAGAAGUUCAAGAGGAAAUCCAGAGAACCUAAAAGACUCUUCAGUGACCCGGACCUUGACAGGACUAAGUGUUUCCCUGCAGAUGGGUCUGAUGCAGACUCUGCAGAUGAGGGGGGUCCUAUCAGCAGGUUGGACCCCCAGCAGAGACACUUGAUGGAGAUGGGGUCUAGGUCUGCAGGGAUCCUGUCAGAGGGGGUUGGUGCACCAGCUCACAGUGGGGCCUUGGACAUGAGGAUCGGCUACAAUGUGCCAUCUAUCACCUCCAGACUGACCCAAGUACCCCUAUCUACCCUCUCUGAGAUCUCACACUGGCCCCCCACCAUCUCCCAGCCUCUGAGCCACAGACUCAGACUGAGCCGCUCCACCCUAACCCCAUCAGCACCCACCACCUCCAGCCUCUCCAUGGAGCCAUCCCAGUCAGGACCACUUACAGCCCUGUCUGGAUCCAGAACCCCCCAGUCCUCGCAGACUCCCCUGAUACAGGAUUACGUGGAGCCUCAGGUCCUGCCCCAAAAGGUAAGUGUUUUGGGCUCCUGAGUAAAUACACAUUGGAGUGUGUGUGUUUGUGCAUAUUGUCUAUCUAUCUAAUUUAUAUAGAUAGAUAGAUAGAUAGAUAGAUAGAUAGAUAGAUAGAUAGAUGGUUUUAUCCAGGUUUAUGUCAUCCUGGAUCACAUGAUCCUGACUUUUGUGAGUCUGGUUUAUCUGGUCCUUGUUCUUGUGAUCCUGUAUCAUGUCAACCUGGUUUUACAUCACAUGUCUCAGUCACCCAUUCACACCACAUGUAUACAUGGAUGGUAGAGGCUGUCAUGUAUACAGCCCACCAGUUUUUGACUUACACCAUGCCCACUAAUCGCUUGCCCAUGUCUCAGAUCACGCUGGGUUAAGAGUGCUAGUCCAAGUCUUAGUCCUUAUCAAAGUUUUGGUCCAAGUCUGGUUCUGAGGUCAGUUUCUAGCCAAGGUCUGAGUCAAGUUCAAGUCUAAUUCCGAAACUCAAUCCAAGUCUAGGUCUAGGCCUGAGUCAGGCUCAAGGGCCAGUCCAGUGGACCAGUGGCGUGACUCUUGUGUCAGUUAUAAUGUUCUGAUGUUCUGAAACACACCUGUCAGUGUCACCGUGAAUCGAGAUCAAGUUUGUAAUAAGAAUCUCUCUCAGGACUCACCAAGGAAGAGGACAGGGCUGAUUGUUGAUGGACCUGGACCUGGGCCUGGACCUGGACCCGUAUCUGGGCCUGGGCCUGGAUCUGGACGUGUUCCAGAGGUGAAAGCCAUCCAGCAAACCCGCAGACUUCUUGCUAACGCCAGAGAAAGAACCAGAGUACACACCAUCAGUGCUGCAUUUGAAGCCCUGAGGAAGCAGGUGAAACUGAAACAGAUACACAUGCACCCAUGUACCCAUGCAUGCUCUUAUAGCAGAUGGUCAGAUCUCUGCAGUCAGUCUCUCUUCAGUCUCUCUAAUCAUCAGGCUGAAUGUUUUUUUGGUUUUUCAUUUUAAUUAAAGGUGGGGUAGGCAGGAUUCUGUUAAAGAAGCAUCUUUUUUGUGGUGUAUAUACAAAAAAGCUUUUAAUAUCAGUCAAUAGCUAUUAGUUAUUGAUGACAUUUGGUAAUAUCACGAUAUUGCUGUGUUUUCUCAUAUCUGUGUAGUCAACAUUUUGAAUUUUUUUGAGUGGCCUACUCUGUCUGACUGUAAACAAAGCCAUUCUUCGCCUCCCCCAACCUGAUUGGUUGUGAGGCAGACGCUGCUCCCCCAUGUCGUUCACGAUCCCAAACAGUUAGCGUGCUACAAUGUUGUAGAAACAAACCAGAAAGUACGGAAAAUUAUCUGAAUCCUUCUUUGGCCAUGACUGCCAACACAAGCAGAAAAACUAAGUAAAUACCAGAGACUUUGGCGGAAUAACAGGCACUUAAAAUGGAGGAAGACUGGACAAGAGCUAAUAAGCCUGCUCAACAUCAAUGAUUAAACGAUGGGGGGGGCUUCAGGAUCUGGACCCUGUAACCUUUCUGCUGGACAGGUAAACCGUUUUAUAAAGUAAGCCAAGUGUCUGUAACAGAAGUUUCUUGUCAAACGGGACCUGCUGCAUGUUGUAGCGCUGCUAAACUGUUUACCUCGGGUCCUGGAGUAGGUCACUUUAUCCUAGUUGUAGAAGUCCUGCAAACAUUGUGUUUGCUGGUAGUCUGUUGGCAUCCAAUCCAAUCAAUUGGCAUCCAGUAGCACUAAUGCUUUUUACCUUCAUGUUGACUGGGCUCCAUUUGUAAUUAUCUAAAGUAUUUAUCUGCAUUAUAUCUGAAUUUAAUUGAAACGAUACAAGCGAGCGGGAGCGCCUGUUUGUGGGCGGGGCUUGCUGGAGCAGAAACUGAGGGGAGAGGAGGAGCUGAGGGGAAAACUGGUUGGGAGGGGUAGUGUUUACAUUCAAGAUUCCUCCAAAAAACUGGCACUUCCUCAGAUCCUGACUACCCCACCUUUAAUUCAUCAUUUAUUAACAGACCACCAACACUGACACACUACAACUCUACUUCAACUGUGAAGUUUAUGUGUCUCCCGGAGAGUGACUGUUCAAGGUGAGUUUGACUGACACCCUGCCAAUCAUACUCUCUAUGUGCAGGUUCCCUGUUACUCAUAUGGGCAGAAGCUGUCAAAGCUGGCCAUCCUACGUAUCGCCUGUAACUACAUCCUGUCUCUAGCUCAGCUAGCUGAGCUGGACUACAGUCCGGACCGCAGCAGUCUGAGCUUCUCUCAGUGUGUGGAGCAGUGCACCAGAACCCUACAGGCUGAGGGACGCAGCAAAAAGAGGAAGGUAAAAAGAUUCUACUACUAGGAACUACUACAUUCUACUAGGAAGGCUCAGGAAGCUGUUCACGCUAAGGUGCACAGUCAAAAAGAUGGCUAGUGUGGUGAUGGACAAUGUGAUUCUGGAUGAAUGUAUGGAGGAUAAAUUUGACAAAAUUAAUGGAUGGAUAAAUGGCAAGAGGGUGAAUGAAUGGAUUGAUGGAUGGAUGAAUGAAUGGAUUGGGAAAUGGUUGGGUGAAUUGAGGGAUGGAUGUCUGGAUAUAUGAAUGGAUUAAAGGAUCCAUAAAGAUGGAUGAAUUGGUGGAAUGAUGGUUAGAUUGAUGACUGGACAGAUGGAUGUAUGGAUAGCUGUAUGAAUAGAUAGAUAGAUGAAUGGAUGGAUGAAUGGUUGGAUUAAAGGUUGGAGGAUGGAUGAAUAAAUGGGCUGAUGAAUGGUGGAUGCAUAGAUGGAUAAACUGGUAAAUGGAUAGAUAGAGUGGUAACAGGUAAAGACUGAUAUACUGGUGGAUGGGUUUAGUGAUGGGAUGUAAAGGUAUGUUUAAUGCAUUAAUGGGUGAAUGGGGAAAUGAUUGAUGUGUGUGUGUGUGUGUGUGUGUGUGUGUGUGUGUAUUGGUGGCUGGAUGGAUGGAUAAAUAGGUUGGUGGAUGUUGGUACUUAAGUGUGUAUGUAUUUGUUGAUGGAUGAAUGGAUGGAUGAAUGGAUAAAUGGAUGGAUUCCGCAUGGGCGGAUGUUUGUAUGAAGGUAUGUAUGUAUGGGUGGAAGAUGGAUGAUGUUUGGAUAUAAAGAGGGGUCCAUCCAUUCCAUGUGUUGAUGGAUGAAUUGAUGGUUGGGUGGUUUGAUAAAUGGAUAGAUGUAUAUGUGUAUUUAGGUCUUUGGUAUGUAUGUGUGUGGAUGAAUGGAUGAAUUAGGAGGUAGUUGGAUAACUGAUUGGUAGAUGCCUGUGUAUUUGUAUGUAUGUACUGUAUGGAUUAAUCAAUUGAUGGAUAUUUGAUGAAGGGAUGGAUGUUUGAUGAACAAAUUAUUGGAUUUUUUUAUUUUAGACUGUUGGGUAGAUGAGAAAAGAUGAUAGAUAGAUAAAGAUCUGAUUAAAUAGAUGUAGACUUGAUUCUGUAGAACUGGGUACUGGUGGAGUUUCAUGUUAAGAAUGAUCAAUGACAUGAUCAGUGUUGCUCUCAGUUUAUUUGAAGAGAGCAUGUGUCAUCAUGUGUUUGUUUUCUUCAGCUUUGUCGAUGCCCCUUUAUUCAGCUCCUGGUGUGUUCUGAUAACGUCUGCACAAAACUGACUGAUUAUAUUCGAACUGUAAUAUUUAAAUGUGUCCAAACAUCUGAACAUAUCCACACUGUCCUGUCAAUGAAACAGUGUGGUAGUGGCUGUGGUGGUGUAUUUGUGGCUGUGUGGAUGUGUGUGUGCAUGUGCGUGUGUGUUACAGUCAAUCACUGACUUUGUGCAACUACACUCUGCACUCACACUGCUGUUCAGAUGUAAACUAGCUCAGAGCUGUUUCUGUGUGUUACUGUGUGUUUGCAUAUAUUCGUGUGUGUAUGUGUGUGUGUGUGUGUGUGUGUGUGUGUGUGUGUGUGUGUGUGUGUGUGUGUGUGCUCAGUCCCAGACACCAGAUGUUUAGAGUGGAGGGGAAGUGGAGCUGGCGCCAUGAAGGGCAGAGGGCAGAGAGAAGGCACGCGAACUGAAACCACACACACACACACACACACACACACACACACACACACACACACACACACACACACUUGGCACAUUCCCCAGCAGUCUCUGCAGCACAUUCCCCUUCUCUCUCUCUCUCUGUCUCUCGUCCCUCUCUCGUCCCUCUCUCUCUCUCUCUGCAGGCCAUCUGCUUCAACAUACUUUGAAACAAGGAGGGGAAAAAACACAGUCAUCAUCAGCCUGUCAGACAGCAGCAGCUGCUAGUGUGUGUGUGUGUGAGUGGGUGUGUGUCUGUGUGUGUUGAAAUGUUUUUUAUUCUCUCAGAGACACUCAGUCUGAGUGCUCCGUUAGCUGAAAAACAGACAUUUUUGUUUCUUUGUGAUGUUUUAGCAGAACUCAGUGCUCGGACUCUGACUGAUACCACUUUAAACAGGUUCAUGUUUAUUCAACUCUCCACUCUGACCUCAUCAUUGAAGCAUUUCAUUUCAUUCAAAUAGUGUCAGGUAGUAACUUAAGAUUAAUUUAAGUUGAAGUUUUUCAUGCUGGACAGCUACAUAACAUGCUCUUUUUUUUAAUAUGGGUGCCCAGCAUUAGUCAGCCAUGAGACAGAAUCACUUUCUUUUAUAGGCAGAAACAUCCAACAGAACCAGACUCACUGGAUACCAGGACUAAACUUGAAAUGUGUUGAGUCUGGAUGAAUUAACUCAAUCCACAACAGUCAAGGCCCAUAGUAGUCUCAGCCUACAUCAUUGUAGACCAAAAGCAGUCAAAGCCUACAGACCAAUCCAACAAAUGCUGGAAGCUACCAAGCCGCCAAUACUGGGGUGGCGUCCUCUCAAAACAUGAGUGCUUUUUAAUGCAAACUGUGGCCAUCCAAGCCUGUAGCAGUCAAAGCUCAUUGCAGUCUAAGCCUAUAGCAGUCUAAGCCUUGAGAAGUCUGAGCCUUAAGCAGUCUAUGUCCACAGCAACUCAGUCUAUGGCAGUCUGCACCUAUAGCAGUCAAAGCUUAUAGCAGUCUGAGCCUAUAGCAGAAGCCUAGUUCUCUGUUGUCAGCCAAUCAGAUCAUCUCAGUGUAUGAACAUGUGACCUGAUCUGUGCACAUGGAGACUCCUGAAAACCAGCAAAUUGGAGACCUGUGUUUAACUUUCUGUUCUUUUGUUUUGUGUCAGGAGUGAACUCGACAGAUGAAUCAGGAUCUGGAUCAGUAACAGAAUCAAGAUGUGGAUCAGGAUGUGGACUCUGGAUCCAGAAGGACUUUUAAGAUGGUUGUUGGAUGUUGCAGCAAUGAUCUUUCAUCGUGGACUGACAUCAGGAUUUCAAUGAAAUCAUCAUCUUUGUGUGAUGAUCAGCUGAUGUAGAGACUAAUAACCCUGUUACCAUAGAAACAGAUGAACUCUGCUGUGUUAUCAUGAAGAAACAUCAUUUGCAGAAUAAAGAAGCUUGUCAGAUGUGACAAAAAACAACUCAAAAACCCUUAACUAAAACAGAUAUUAGACUGUAAAAAGCUCAUUUGAUUAUUCAUGAAUUUACUCAUUCAGCAGUGUUUAAUAAUUUAGUUUUAGCAUUUUACUCCAGCCUCUUUCAGUUUAUUUGUCUUCUGUAUAAAUAAAAUAUUUUAACGUGAUCAUAUCCCUGUUUUUUUUUUUUUUUCAAAUUAGGUUUCAAAGCUAAAAAACUUUUUUUUUAAAACAAACAUUUUUAGAAUUAGGUGGACUUAAAUGAUUUAAUGUUUAAUACUUCUGAAAUUGUGAAUGUGUGUGAGAAACAGUUUUGAAAUAGCAUUUAAAAACCUGCAGCAGAGACACACACACAGAGAUUUUUUAGGCUAGAAACUGUGGAUUCUUUUUGUUUUAGUGUAUAUGAAUGUUUUUUUUUCAUGCUCCUUCAGUCUUAAGAGGGAACCGGAGACUGACUUUAAAUAUCUGAUUAAGCAAGCAGGGAACGUUUCUCUGUUAAAAAUAGCAAUAUGAUAGAGAGUACAGAAGAAUCUCACUCAUUCUUAGAUAAUUACUAUGACAGUAAUACGCUGUUUUUUAUAAAACUAUAAUAACCACCAGAAUAAACAUUACAAUAGGUUAACUGUUAUUUUGACAAAUAGAAAGCUAUAAAUAUAGCAAUUAGAGUCAUAACUAUAACAGUCAGCAGCAUUACUUAACUCUUCAUUGUCAAACACUCUGAUAUCAAACUCUUCAUUAAAUGAUCUAUUGGCUAAAGUGAGAACUCUCCUUUCAUUAAGAUCACACUGCCACCUGCUGUUUGUUUUAGAUGAGUACUGUAUUAUCAUGCCAGCACAGAUGUUUUUUGAGGGGACACUGUUUGUGAGGUUUUUAUAAGCCAGAAACAACGACAGAUUGCAGACUUCUGUCUUUGUAAACCUGAAUUGAAACACUCUUGAUAGUGUAUGAAAAACUUAAAACUCUUGUAACUCAAUCAGCAGAGUGCCUUUAAAACAUCAGUGGUCACAGAAGAUCAUUUAAUGAAUUAUAGAUAAAAAUCUAGACUCUAUAUUUGUUGGC